Anguilla rostrata (American eel) is the source of this 3437-nucleotide messenger RNA. Its product is annotated as Y+L amino acid transporter 2-like. The coding region runs from base 387 to 1871 and encodes 494 amino acids. Gene Ontology annotation, biological process: amino acid transmembrane transport. NCBI's taxonomy places the organism in Eukaryota, Metazoa, Chordata, Actinopteri, Anguilliformes, Anguillidae. The record is from RefSeq and is a predicted model, not a curated record. Gene Ontology annotation, molecular function: basic amino acid transmembrane transporter activity; L-amino acid transmembrane transporter activity. Gene Ontology annotation, cellular component: membrane. The transcript is spliced from 10 exons.
UUUAUUCGCACGUGACAACAGCGUAGCUGUGUUUCAGACAGCGUUACCAAAGUUAUUAGCAGCAAAACAGAAUACAGAACACUGUCACAACCCAAAAAGAUGAUGACAUGAAAACGAAGGUUGCACCGUUGAUCCUGAUUGGAGCUUAUCCACCUCAUCGAUGUUCUGUGUGGUAACUGGCGAAAUACACUUAGAGCGCGCGCUACCUUCGUUCACUGAUUUGCCAGCAUCAGAGGAAAUAACACAGCUGCAUAACGUUAACGUUAGAGGGAUGCCGUUCAUCAGCUGAGAUUUACAGAGUCCAGUUAGAGGUCAUCAUCACGGGCUUGGAGUCCCUCCCAGCACCAGCACCAGCACCAGCACCAGCGCCCCGCCUGCAGAGAGCCAUGGGGAGCGAGUCGGACACGGGCCCGUUGCGCCUGAAGCAGGAGAUCUCCCUCCUGCACGGCGUCUGCCUCAUCGUGGGCAACAUGAUCGGCUCGGGCAUCUUCGUGGCGCCUAAGGGCGUCCUGGAGCACACGGGGUCCUUCGGCCUGUCCCUGGUGGUGUGGACCAUCGGCGGCGUCUUCUCCGUCUUCGGCGCGCUCUGCUACGCCGAGCUGGGCACCACCAUCCGCAAGUCGGGCGCCAGCUACGCCUACAUCCUGGAGUCCUUCGGCGGCUUCCUGGCGUUCAUCCGCCUGUGGACCUCGCUGCUGAUCGUGGAGCCCGCCUGCCAGGCGGUCAUCGCCAUCACCUUCUCCACCUACCUGGUGCAGCCCUUCUACCCCACCUGCGCGGCCCCCUACGUCGCCGUGCGCCUCAUAGCGGCCGUCAUCAUCGGCCUCCUGACCAGUGUGAACUGCAUGAAGGUGAAGUGGGGUGCCAUCCUGCAGGUCGCUUCCACCAUAGCCAAGGUCCUGGCGCUCAUCGUCAUCAUCGUGGCCGGCCUGGUGCUGCUGAUACAAGGAAAGACGGGGAACUUCGAGGACUCCUUCAACACAGGCUCCAGUUAUUCUUUGGAAUACGAUAUUUGCGUUUUACUUUACUGGCCCGUGCGGCUGCCCCCCGGUUCCUGCUUGUGUUGGGCGCCGACGGGUUCGCUCACGCGGCGCCUCUCUCGCCCCCCCCCCGACAGGAACCUCCCGCUGUCCAUAGCCAUAUCCAUGCCCAUCGUCACGGUGAUAUACGUCCUGACCAACGUGGCCUACUACACGGUGCUGGACGCCGACGCGGUGCUGAACAGCGAGGCCGUGGCUGUGACCUUCGCCGACAGCGUGCUGGGAUACGGCCGCUGGCUCAUCCCCCUGUCGGUGGCCAUUUCCUGCUACGGAGGCCUCAACUCGUCCAUCAUCGCCGCGUCCAGAUUGUUCUUCGUGGGCUCCCGGGAAGGGCACCUACCCAACCUCCUCUGCAUGAUCCACGUCAAGCGCUACACCCCCAUCCCGGCCCUUAUCUUCAAUGGAGGCAUGUCUCUGAUAUUCCUGUGCGUGAAGGACGUGUUCCAGCUCAUCAACUACUUCAGCUUCAACUACUGGCUGUUCAUUGGCCUGUCCAUAGCCAGCCAGAUCUACCUGCGCAUCAAACGGCCCGAAAUGCACCGUCCGGUCAAGCUGAGUCUGUUUUUCCCGAUAGUGUACUGCCUGUGCAGCGUGUUCCUGGUGGUGGUUCCGCUCUUCAGCGACACCAUAAACUCCCUGGUGGGGAUCGGCGUGGCGCUCUCCGGGGCCCCCGUCUAUUUCCUCUGCGUGUACAUGUCCCCCAGCUCCCGCCCCGCCUUCUUAGGGGAGAUGCUCGACUUCAUCUCCCUCAGCACCCAGAAGCUGUGCCUUUGCUGUGUGGCCGACCCAGCGCUGGACCUGGACAACCUGCCGGAGGACAAGCAAGCGUGAGGGGAGGGGGCGGGGCCAGGGACGGGACCUGGGGCGCCCCCGCACGCGCGGCACGCUGAGCCGCACGCGCUUCGCUACGCUUUUAUUUAUUUGACUUGAUUUUAGACUGUUUUCCUACAGCAGGCCCUACGCUGCCUAGGCCUGCGGGGGGAGAAUAUCUGGAUUUAAACUAGUGCGGUUGGCAGGCUCCUCUCGGCCCUGCGGCAUUUUGGAACUCAUUCCUCUUCGGGGGCGGGGCCCAGCCGUUCCUGGCCCCUCCCACGACAGAAGAGCGGGACCGGCCUCAGUGUGCUCCUCCUCUGCGAUUCCUAAAGAGCGGCUCACACGGACUGCGGCUCAUUAUUUAACGUAGUUAUGAAAUUGGCGUCGAAGGCCGACCAGCUAUGUUUUAGUAUAAAAAAUACUAUAUAUUUUAGCGUUGUUUAGAGUUAGAAUUGGACAGUGUGUGUUCUUUCGUACACUGCUGUACGGGCAAAACCCAGCGGGGCCCUCGGGAGGCGCGCGGCUCCGGCGGGCCGUGGCUCCGGGCGCCGUCGCCGGGAGCGGCGCGUUGGAGCUGCGUCAGACCUGCCGAGGGCCCCUCCUCCCCGAGCCCCAGGUCCGUGUGUGCCUGUGACGCAGCACGGAGCUCCGCUCGCAGCGCAGUGACCAGAAACAUGGAGCAACUAAGAGCGGUCCAGCCCAACAAAAGAAGCGGUUUCAGCCCGGUGCCACACAGGAUCGACCCCGGGUCCUAUGCUCAGGUUCCCGUGCAGUUCAUUCAGUAGGAUAACAGCUGUUUGUGGUCCUUACUGCCGUCUUAAGCAGGUGUUUUUAUGGAUGUACACGGAUGGUGACUGUCAGUCUAGUGAACCCUGUGACAUCAUAGUGACCUCUCUUAAAGGGAACCUCAACUGGAAAAGAAUGGGUGUUUUUGCUAUCCAGGGGUGUGGAUUGGUUUAUUUGUUUUAAGUGAAGGCAUAUGGUAAUGCAGAUCGACUUGAAACCACACCCCUUCAACUCAAAAACAGUCAAUGCCCCCCCCUGAAAGGGGACUCUCAGGGAGCAGUGAGCCCCACAGUGCACUGCUCUGCUGUGUUUGUAAAAAAAAAAAAAAAAAGAACUUAGAUAUUUAAAAUGCAAACGACAAAAAAGUAAGGAAUUUUGAAAUGAAAACCUAUUGAGAGAUUUUCUUAAUUUAAGAAACAUUUUUCCCUCUCUGUUUCCAGUUGAAGUUCCCUUUAAGGAGCAACAAGACCAAAUGAAUGAAAGACAACUAGGGUUUCAGUUGGCUUUAAAUUAGUAGCUUGCUUUUCCUGUUUUGCAUGUCCCAUGUGACACUGCUUCAUGAAUGGGAAACGGACUAUUUGUCAUAUGGGGGUGUUUUGUUAAAAUAUGUUGUGGUUAAUGAGGUGACCAGGUCCAAAUGUUGAAGGAAAAUGUUUCCUUGUAUUGCGGUAGCCUUGCUGACCAAACCGAAUCACAUGCCUGACCGUUGCUAGUUACUCGCACACACGCACAGCUGGAAGGAACGUGACAGUCGGGCUGAUAUCUUGGACCAUCAAUCGCUCUUUAUUUAUUUAAUUU